Alternaria rosae is the source of this 2001-nucleotide messenger RNA. Its product is annotated as major facilitator superfamily domain-containing protein. The transcript has 3 exons. Gene Ontology annotation, molecular function: transmembrane transporter activity. Bases 212 to 1741 code for a protein of 509 amino acids. The record is from RefSeq and is a predicted model, not a curated record. Lineage: Eukaryota; Fungi; Ascomycota; Dothideomycetes; Pleosporales; Pleosporaceae. Gene Ontology annotation, biological process: transmembrane transport.
CGCCUUCACCUUCGUAUCCAAACCCUCGUUUAAUUAUAGCUUGCUGCUACCGACGUGUGGUCUGAGCGCGAGCAUCUAGUAUCUUUAUUGUAGCCCUGUCUGCUCUCACCUUCUACAUCAACGACGACGUGCACAUCUCCGUCUGUCGCAAGGCUCAAUUCCGAAUCGCGCGCUAAUCGCCGGCACAUCACCCACACUCGCGGGCUUCAACAUGACAACGGGCGCCGACAUGCCGUCUAUCGGGGAGAAGCAGCCUCCGCACGCGGUCAACCCUCCAGAAUACUCAUUGAGUGACACGAAUUCAAAUGAGCUGCCUGCUUCGUGGAAAUACAGACGCUUCACUGUUCUCGGUUUCAAGCUGCCAUGGUUCGCGUCACCACCCGUCCAGCUGGUAAUUGUCUCCUUCGUCUGCUUCAUGUGCCCGGGCAUGUUCAAUGCUCUGAACGGCAUGGGUGGUGGCGGCCAACUUGACCCGACUGCCAACAACCGGGCCAACACAGCUUUGUACUCGACCUUUGCUGUUGUCGGCUUCUUUGCCGGCACCUUUACCAACAAGCUUGGCAUUCGCACUGCUCUGUCUUUUGGAGGCGUCGGAUACUCCAUCUACGUUGCCUCUUACCUAUGCUACAACCACACCCAGAACCUGGGCUUUACUACUUUUGCCGGUGCACUUCUCGGUGUAUGCGCGGGUCUGCUAUGGUGCGCCCAGGGCGCCAUCAUGAUGUCGUACCCUCCAGAGGAUUCCAAGGGUCGCUACAUUUCGUGGUUCUGGAUGAUCUUCAACCUUGGCGCUGUUAUCGGCAGUUUGAUUCCGUUGGGUCAGAACAUCAACACCAAGACUGCCGGCACAGUCAACGACGGUACCUACGUCGGCUUCCUUGUCCUCACGAUCCUCGGUGCUGCUCUCUCAUGGACCCUCGUCGACGCGAAGGAUGUCAUCCGCGAUGAUGGAUCCAAGGUCAUUGUCAUGAAGCACCCCUCGUGGAAGUCGGAAUUCGUUGGUCUAUACCAAACCUUCUUCACCGACCCGUACAUCAUCCUUCUUUUCCCCAUGUUCCUGGCAUCCAACUGGUUCUACACCUACCACUUCACCGAGAUCAACGCUGCAUACUUCAACGUCCGCACCCGAGCUCUCAACGGCGUCGUCUACUACAUUAUGCAGAUCGUGGGUGCCUACGUCUUUGGCUAUGCGCUCGACAUCAAGGGUGUCCGCCGUACCACUCGUGCUAAGGCUGCGUGGGGUGUGCUUUUCGCGACCAUCAUGAUCAUCUGGGGCUUCGGAUACAUGUUCCAGAAGACCUACGACCGCGCCUGGGCCGAGGACGAGACAAACGAGAAGAAAGACUGGUCUGACGCAGGUUACGCCGGCCCCUUCGUCCUCUACAUGUUCUACGGAUUCUCCGAUGCCGCUUGGCAAACCUCUGUCUACUGGUUCAUGGGUGCUCUGACCAACAACAGCCGCAAGCUCGCCAACUUCGCUGGUUUCUACAAGGGUAUCCAGUCCGCUGGAGGUGCCAUCACAUGGCGUUUGGACGACACCAAGAUUCCCUACAUGACCAUGUUUGCUAGUAACUGGGGACUGCUCGCGGGCAGUCUGGUUGUUGCUCUACCUGUCAUUCUCUGGAAGGUUGAGGAUACUGUUGCCAUCGAGAAGGAUAUUGCUUUCACCGACGAGACAGUCGCAGAAGUUGCCCCCAAGGCGGUUGUUCACUCAACGCCUGGUGACGCUGAGAAGGUCUAGUUAGGCCUCUGGAGUGUUUUCAUGACCGGGACUUCAUGGGUAAUGACGGUGUUCUUCAGCGGUACUUGUUAGUUUAUGAUACCUCGGCUGGAGUUGCAGUAGCGGGAACAUGGUCGAUUCAUUGCAGAUUUAAGGAGGUUUCUAUAUGAUACUGCAGUCCAUAGGCUUCAUAGUGCAUCAGAUGGGUUGGCUCGACAUUACGGCAGUGCUACGAACAAUAGUCUCCGGUGUUCCUAAUGAAUGAACAUCUACUUUCAUUA